CAGUCACACAGAUGGAGAGACAUAUACAGACAGAGCAGCUCAGGCAGCAGCCCUGAACCCUGGAGUUACUACACAGUUACGCUGUUAUUCCCUACACACAGACAGGAAAGAGAAAAAGAGGGUGAAAGAGGGGGAUAGUGCUCAUCUACUGGAAAGGAGGGGCAGGGGAGAGUACUUUUCUGUACUUUUCCCAGAAACACGUGGAUGGAACUCACAGGCUGACCUUAUGAUGUGGGUCGCUCUUUGACCGGACUGUGUGGACACGGGUAGCAAAACAGUGAUGACUCAGAGAGCGGAGGAGAUUAAAUUGAACGAAAUACCAACAUUUCUCAAAGGAGCCCAUGUCUCCAGUUGGGUCAAUAUGAUGGAACUCAUGCACUCCCAAAUCAUUUGGAAUAAUUGUGAAAGUAGAAGCCUCUCAAAGGCAACUACCUAUUGGACUUGACAAAAAGACAGGGUGAGGGCAGGAAGGUUCGCAGAAUGUUUAUGAAUUUCAGAAGGAUCAGAAGAUGUCAACGUGUGCAGCUGGUGACGACAGGCUUUGUCCUGUCUGUGUUGAUGGUGUGCUGGGUGCAGCUGGACCACCAUGUGGAGAACCGUUACUUGGUCAACAGCUUUGACUUCAUCAACAAGAGCUUUGGCAUCAGCCAGCAGGAGUCGGAAAGCCUGAGCAACUUCCUGUACCUCAUCAACCACCAUGACAAGUGUAACAGCAAUGAAGUGCUGCUGCUGCUGUUUGUCAAAUCUUCCCCAGAGAACCUGGAGAGGAGGCAGGCCAUCCGGGCCACCUGGGGGAAUGAGAACUACAUCCAAAGGGAGCUGGGGGCCAACGUGAGGGUGCUGUUUGCCCUGGGGGUCUACUCCAACCCCCAGCAGAGGGGCAGUGUGCAGAGAGGGCUGCUGGGGGAGGACCAGGUCUAUGGAGACCUGGUCCAGCAGGACUUUGUGGACACCUUUCACAACCUCACCAUCAAACUGCUGCUGCAGUUCCGCUGGAGACACACCUACUGCAGCAAAGCACGCUUCCUCAUGUCAGCCGACGACGACAUCUUUAUCCACAUGCCUAACCUGGUGCACUACCUGCAGGGCCUGAUCCAGCAGGGGGCUCGGGACCUCUGGGUGGGCCACGUGCACAGGGGAGCCCCCCCUAUCCGCCAGAAGGACAGCAAGUACCACGUUCCUUAUGAGAUGUACCAGUGGCCCUCCUACCCAGACUACACCGCGGGGGCAGGGUACGUAGUCUCAAGGGACGUGGCUGCCAAAAUCUACCAGGCAACUCUGUUCCUCAAUGCCUCGCUGUACAUUGACGAUGUGUUCAUGGGCAUCUGUGCCAACGCCAUGGGGGUGUCUCCCCAGGAACAUGUUUACUUUUCAGGGGAAGGGAAGGCCCCCUAUCACCCCUGCAUCUAUGAUAAGAUGAUCACCUCUCACGGACAUGUGGCAGACGUCCGGCGCCUGUGGAAGGCAGCUAUGGACCCACAGAUUCAUGACAUUUCCUCUGGCCAGGUGGGAAAGCUGUACUGCACAGCAGUGAAAAUCAUGCUCCUCUGUAAACCUUACUAUUUAAAUACCUACCCAUGCAAGGCAGCCUUUUCAUAGUGUACUGUUAGGCUGCACAGAAUGUCACUGCAGUCUUUUUCAUUUAUAUUUCAGGGUCUGCAGCUGGUAUCAUCUUCAAAAUAAAGACCAAAGCCAUGUUCUUGACCAUAUAUUCACCACACCUGCCUUGGCUUGAUGGAUACUGCAGUUGUACUUUGUGGUUCAGCUAAUUGUGUGGUGUAAACAGACGUUACAGAGCUAAUGUUCUUGGCUGCAGUCAAUAAGUCAAAAAUCCUUCAAAUUAAAUUUUGCUAGCA
Oncorhynchus keta (chum salmon) is the source of this 1856-nucleotide messenger RNA. RefSeq names its product lactosylceramide 1,3-N-acetyl-beta-D-glucosaminyltransferase A-like. The record is from RefSeq and is a predicted model, not a curated record. NCBI's taxonomy places the organism in Eukaryota, Metazoa, Chordata, Actinopteri, Salmoniformes, Salmonidae. The transcript has 2 exons. The coding region runs from base 481 to 1599 and encodes 372 amino acids. Gene Ontology annotation, biological process: brain development. Gene Ontology annotation, cellular component: membrane.